GACAACAAACAAACGGGAGGGGAAUGUUAAACUAAAGUUAAACUAAAGGUAAUGUUAUCACGGAAUAAAGUGACAUGUCGUGGACAAUCGAAAGUGACAUAAAACUGAUUAAUUUAGUUAAGAAAUAUGAUAUGUUUUACAAUCCUAAAAGCAGCGACUACAGAAAUGUAACGUUGAAAAGUGACGUGUGGAAAAGAAUUGGGAGUAUUCUGGACAAAACAGAUGACGACUGCUGCAGAAGGUGGGGCUACGUGAGAGGUCACUACGUUAGAUGGAGAGGAAAACCUGCCCCGAAAAGAUUAAGUGAUGUCAUCAAAAAUGGCUUAAAACGAGCUAAGCUACUUACAUUCUUAGAUGAAUAUCGUGGGAAAUAUUAUACCAAUGACAGUAGUACUGAUCAGAGCGUCACCGAGCCUCCGUCAAGCGAAGUCAGCUAUGAAAAUUAUGAUGACCUUGAUGAUGACGAAGACGAUAUUGUUGAAGUCAAAUCCGAAAACCAUGACAUUGUCGACGUAGAAGAUGACAAUUUUUAUAAAGAAACAGAAGAAAGGGAAAACGCUGAGCCGAAAGCGAGUACAGAAAGCCCGAAUAAAGAUACUAAUUUGGACAGUUUUGAUGAGACGGACCAUUUUUUUGCGUCAAUGGCGAAAAUUGCGAAGAAACUACCCAGACGUGAUCAAGUUAUGUUGCGAAUGCAAAUAGCUACGAUGGUUGGGAACGCAGAGUUGAAGCAAAUGGAAUACAAGUGAAUGUGCAGUUGCAACGAUGGAGAUGCAACAGUGAUGUAGCUAGACGUGGGUGAAGCGGCCUUUUGGCCACGGGUUUGCACUUAAAAGGGCCCCGCGGGAGCCAACCCUUUUUAUAACUGGGAAUAAACUUCGGAAGAAAAAGGGCUCCUUUCACCUAUUUCAGCUAGCUCACGCUACGCCACUGAGCGACAAGAUGCCGUGUCGUGUUAAUGUCAUUUUUAGGGUUCCGUACCUCAAAAGGUAAAAACGGAACCCUUAUAGGAUCACUCGUGCGUCUGUCUGUCUGUCCGUCUGUUACAGCCUAUUUUCUCCGAAAAUACUGGACCAAUUAAGUUCAAAUUUGGUACACAUAUGUAAGUUUGUGACCCAAAGAUGGACAUGUAACGUAAACAAAUUAAUUGUAAACACGGGGGCCACUUUUGGGGGUAAAUGAGAAAAUUUAAAAAUAAAGUUUGUCUAACUAUAUCGUGUUACAUAUCAAAUGAAAGAGUUCAUUGUGAGAAUCUCAAAUUUUUUUUUUAUAAUUUUAAGAUAAAUAGUUUAGAAGUUAUUCAAGAAAAUAUACAAAAAAUGACCAUCCCCCCCCCCCUUUAUCUCCGGUACUGGGUCAAAAAUUUUGAAAAAAAUACACAAAAUAGAUCUUUACCUAUAGAUCACAGGAAAACCUAUUAGAAAUGUGCAGUCAAGCGUGAGUCGGACUUAAUUACUUAGUUUUUGAUCCGACCCCUACGGGUUUUUUAAAGAAAUUUUACUCACGUUUCACAUAAAAAAUACAUUGUGUAAACUGUGUAAUGUACGGAACCCUUGGAACGCGAGUUCGACUCGCACUUGGCCGGUUUUUCAUAUUUUUUUCCUUGUCCAAUAUUAGAAUAUAUAGAAUAUAAGUGUUUUAUGAAUGUUACAUGAACCUAGGUUGUCGAUAUUCGACAUUGAUUGAAGAACCGAUGCUUGCUGUAGCACAUAGUGUAAUGACACUAAUGAGUGGUGGCCAAGAAUGGCAGGACGCAGUCAAAAAAUUACUCAAUGAUCUGGUCAAGAGUGCAGAAAAGACAACCGUUGGAUGAAGGUAGCGUACGACCAAUCGUUGUCGAAAUCCUACUGGAGGCCUAAGAGUAGGGAGGUUUUACGGUAGUGAACGUCUUUUGGGUGAUAUAAUGAUGAUGAACUCGCAAUAAAUCGGCUUGGCACCCGCCUGUACAUCCUGGACAUCGGUUUCAACUAACCCACAGGCGUUUAAAUCUUUGGCGAUGACAUUACGCCACCGCUGCCUUGGAUUGCUACUCCUGUUUGGGCCUGGCUCUGUAGGGCAGGGAAAUGUGCUUUAUUAUUUAUUAUUUAACGACGCUGUAAGCGUUUAUUGAACAUAUUUAAAAGCUAACAAUUGGUAUAUAGGUACCUAUCCUAGCAUAAAUCUCCGCCUGGUAAUGUACAAACGUGUUGAAAUAAAAAG
Molecule: messenger RNA, 2199 nt
Organism: Cydia strobilella
Lineage: Eukaryota; Metazoa; Arthropoda; Insecta; Lepidoptera; Tortricidae
Exons: 2
Coding region: 75-749 (224 amino acids)
Source: RefSeq, a predicted model, not a curated record